GUGAUGGUCACGUGAGCUAACGGUCAGCCGGCGACCGUUUACCUGUUCGCGCGCUUUUGCUUCUCAACCGCCGCGAUGAGAGUCCCAAGAAAAAAAUUGCUUCUCUAAAUGGCAAGUAGUAAUCCGCAUAUCGCAGAUCAGUCAGAAGUUGAAUAUAACUCACCAGAGAACACAAAUCCUGAUGAUGACCCACAAAAUGUUGAUAGUGUCAAACAAAAUGUGCUUCAUGAGGCAGCUUAUGGCGACACAGCAAAAUUAGUACAGUUAAUAAGGAGUCAACAAAUUAAUGUGAACGACUGUGAUGCUCAGGGAAGGACUACGGUUCACAUCCUUGCAGCGAGGAAUAAUGUGGAUGUGCUUGAGAUCUUAGCCAAGGAAAAUGAUGUUGAUCUAGAUACGAAGACUUUUGAAGACCUUCAAGCUCCAAUUCAUUAUGCUGCAAAACAUAAUUCACUCUGCACUCUGCUUUAUCUGUGUGAAAAUGGUGCUAAUAUUGAAGCCCGAGACCAGAGAGCAAGGACACCACUGUUUCUCGCUGUUGAGUAUGGUCACACCAAGGCAACCAGACUGCUUCUGCAGUACAAUGUAGAUUUUCGAACAGUUGAUGCUUCAGGCCAAUCCAUUCUGUCACUAAUGAUAAUGAACAUGCCUGAUGUGGCUGAGGAAUGCUUGGACAAACUUAUUUAUCAUAAUCCUACUACUCAACGAUCAUACUAUUAUCUCAAAUGUUUAGAGCCGAUUUACAACAAGUCAUUACAAGGGGUUUAUUCCAGGAGACCUAUGCAAUUUAUUGUCCAAUAUGAAUUAUACAACCUAGCAAAACAUCCCAUUGUUCAAAAGUUUGUGAAUAUCAAGUGGAAAAUUUAUGGAGUUAUGGAAAUGUGGCUCCUUCUGGUAGCUAACCUUAUAUUUGUGACAUCCUGGACUUUGUUUAUAUUCCUAAACACCAUGAGAAAAAUUGAGUUAAACAAGCAGGUGUUGAUUUACUUGUUUUAUGGUGCUUUCUGCAUCUUUGAAGUUGUCUUUAUGAUUACUCAGGACAUUUAUAGAUUCCUUGAUAUAAAAAGAGUGUUUAACACGUGGAAGAAACAGCAAGAGCAGUCUUUUACUUAUGAACUGAAGUACUGCAAUCCAGCUUCGCCCAAGGAUCAAGAGUACUUGAAGAACAAGUUAACAGAACUGAGCCGCAUGAAACCUUAUUAUCAUUUAACAUUGUGGAAAAUCCUUGAAUGGUUGCUAUACCUAACACUGCUGUUUAUGGCCCUUAUCGAAUUUGCAAGUUUUAUUUUGAGGGAUAAGCGUCUCAAAGAAAGCAUCACUGAACCGUUUGCUUUGGUUAUUAUACCUCUUUGGCUCUACAAUAUAAAAUUCUUCCGGCCAUUCAGAUUUUUUGGAAUAUUUAUUCAACUGCUACAGAAAACAUUGCCGAUCUUUGUAAAAUACCUGUUUAUCUUUGCACAAAUAUUUUUGGCUUUAACCCUUUCCAUCUUCUUUGUUACUGAAGUUCAAUUUGAAGACUACAAGAUAUUAGAUAUACUGCUGUUGACCAUGUUUGGAAAGAUUGUCCUUGAUAAAUCCGAAAGUAGCUAUUUAAAGAUCAUAUAUCCCAUUUUGACCUUUAUACUGUCUGCCUUACUGGUGGGAUUUGGAGGCAUCCUUUGUAACAACCUAUUUAUUGCUAUGCUGAGCCAAGUCGUAUCUGGUUACAGGACCCAGAUUAACCUGGAAGCUGACGUGACAAUGGAGAGGUUGAAGAUUCUGGUGCGGAGAGACCAGAAUAUUAGCUUCUACCAUGAUCGCCUGAUAUCACACUUUUUUAUUUGUAAGAUGUGUACCCCACUGGAGAUCUACCAGAACACAGAAGCCAACACUUCACUUCUGCAGCAUCUCAAAAAGUCGUGCACAGCAAUUGCAGAACAGCUCCAUGAGGUUGGUGUGUUUCUGAAGACAAAGAUGCUGGACAAUAAAGGGGUUGGCGGCUUAAAGCAAAGGAAGCAGGAAGAGAAAUCCCUCUUUAUAAUCCAGCAGGAAGUGAAACUCUUACAGAAGAAGUUGGUAAUGACAUCAAAAAAUCAAGAGAAGAGAAACCAACUGCUCUCUCUGGAGAUCCAACUCCUCUCGUGUCUCGUGGAAACCAUGAAAGUCGCUCUCAAACACACCUCCAAACAGCCAGUGGGCGGUGAGUAAACUGAGUGGUGUAAGCGUUCAGUGGUAAUUGCCUGAGCUGAUGUUCGUUCCCAGCGUGGCAGCCACACAGACUCCUGGGUCUGAUGAUCUGAAAAAUAGUAACUGCAUUGCAACAUAAAUAGGAGACAGUAUUGAUCUGCUUGUGACUUGUCCUACGCUCAGUUUUCCUGUCAGCGCCUUGGGACGUCUUCCCGAAAUGAGAGGAGCUGCACAAAUGUAAUUUUGUUGUGGUUGACCCCAUAAUUGUUCUCUGCCAUAAUUAUACCCAUCAACAUACAAUGGAGUCCUGUAGCUCAGUGGUUAGAGCACUCGCUUUGCA
Molecule: messenger RNA, 2506 nt
Organism: Callorhinchus milii (elephant shark)
Lineage: Eukaryota; Metazoa; Chordata; Chondrichthyes; Chimaeriformes; Callorhinchidae
Exons: 18
Coding region: 109-2187 (692 amino acids)
Molecular function (GO): protein binding
Source: RefSeq, a predicted model, not a curated record